AGAGGAGGAGGAGGAGGCGGAAGUAGAGGAAGACAAGAAGAAGAAGAAGAAGAAGUCGAGUAGAAAGAUGGAAAAAAGGAAGAUUUAGUUAUUUGUCUUCUUAUUUACUUAUUUGUCUACUUAUUUACUUAUUUGUCUACUUAUUUGUCUUCUUGUUUGUUAGUUGAAGUGUUGCGCCAGCAGACAGUAAAACAACUUUAGUGCUACAAUCAAAGAGGCGGGCGCCAUGGAGCAGGAAGUCCAUGUCUGGUGACCUCAGAGAUGGCUGAAGAGAGAUUCUACCUUCUGUCACCCUGAGUAGUAGCCAGCAUGCUAGGAAAGGUGAAGCACAACUUCCUGCUGGUAUGUCUGCUCAUGAGUUCAGUCACCGUCUUCUACCUGGGCCACCACGCCAUGGAGUGCCAGCAGCAGGGGGAGGAGUCAGUGGGCGGGUCCAGGGCCCACAAUGUGAGUGCGUACAACAAAGACAUGCCGCUCAUCUUCAUCGGGGGAUUCCCCCGCAGUGGCACCACGCUGAUGAGAGCCAUGCUGGAUGCCCACCCAGAGGUGCGUUGUGGUGAGGAGACCCGAGUCAUCCCACGUCUUCUGGCCAUGAAGCAGAUGUGGAGCCGCUCAGGAAAGGAGAAGAUGCGUCUGGACGAGGCCGGCGUGACGGACGAGGUGCUGGACGCCGCCAUGCAGGCCUUCCUGCUGGAAGUCAUCGUCAAACACGGCGAGCCCGCCAACUUCCUGUGCAACAAGGACCCCUUCGCCCUCAAGUCUCUGUCCUACCUGGCCAAGAUCUUCCCCCGCGCCAAGUUUGUGCUGAUGAUCCGUGACGGCCGCGCCUCUGUGCACUCCAUGAUCUCCCGCAAGGUGACCAUCGCCGGCUUUGAUCUUGGAAGCUUCCGGGACUGCCUGACCAAGUGGAACCGUGCUGUGGAGAGCAUGUACACUCAGUGCCUGGACCUACCUGACAGGUGUCUGCCUGUCAGGUACGAACAACUGGUCCUCCACCCGGGAACAUGGAUGACAACGCUCCUCACCUUCCUCCACAUUCCUUGGAGUGACACCGUGCUCCACCAUGAGGAGCUCAUCGGCAAGGCAGGAGGAGUUUCACUCUCCAAGGUGGAGAGGUCCACAGAUCAGGUGGUUAAACCCGUCAACAUGGAGGCUUUGUCCAAAUGGGUGGGCAAGAUCCCAGCUGAUGUGGUGAAGGACAUGGCCGCCAUUGCUCCCAUGUUGUCCAGAUUGGGCUAUGACCCCCAAGCCAAUCCCCCCCACUAUGGCAGCCCCGACCCCAAAGUUCUGGACAACACCAGGAAGAUCCAGCGGUCUGCAGAAAAGGUCCAUCCCAGCUAAGACCAGCAAGAUUUACAUACUUUCAAUGUACAGGAAAGAACAAUAUCCUGGUCAUCUUCUUAUGAAAUAUUCUUCAAUCUGGGUUUGAUUCAACAUGAACUCACUCUUGUUCUUCAAUAUAGCGUCUGCUCUAUGGGAGGGAGUCAUAAUCAAUACCCAAUCAGAACCAUAGCAUAAAUGAGUCAUCCUUUCAUAGUCACUGUACUAGCGAUGGUGGUAAUACAAAUGUUGUUUAUUUCUCAGAAUACACAUAUGGUUUUUAACAGUAGGAACAUGUUGACUUGGGAAUGAAAGCACACCUUAUUGACCUGCAUGACACGGUUACAAUGUGUAGUGUUGGUAUUCCAUCAUAAAACAUUUUACAGUACUGUGAUAUAUGUUACAAUGUGUAGUAUUGGUAUUCCAUCAUAAAACAUAUUACAGUACUGUGAUAUAUGUAACAUCUUCUAUGUUUGAAUGAAUGUCUUCUCAUGACUAGAUUGUCUUUUAUUGACUUUGAUUGACAUUUUACCAAUAAACCUAAAAGGCAAUAA
This is a messenger RNA of Nerophis lumbriciformis (worm pipefish), 1874 nucleotides long. It is a transcript of the gene tpst1, whose product is annotated as tyrosylprotein sulfotransferase 1. Gene Ontology annotation, molecular function: protein-tyrosine sulfotransferase activity. Gene Ontology annotation, cellular component: Golgi apparatus. NCBI's taxonomy places the organism in Eukaryota, Metazoa, Chordata, Actinopteri, Syngnathiformes, Syngnathidae. Gene Ontology annotation, biological process: peptidyl-tyrosine sulfation. The record is from RefSeq and is a predicted model, not a curated record.